AUGGAAUUGAAAGUUGAAACUAAGGAAGAGUUUGUGGAAUAUAAGGAAAGAUGUGUAAGGAGUCAGUUGUACACUUCAACAUGUAUUGGAGGUUUGAAGAAUGAACCAGGAAAUACAUCAGCAAUGGAAGUAAAACCUGAAAUUAAGGAAGAAUUUGUUCAAGAUGACCAAGAAUAUGUAGAGAGUCAGUUAUUUACAUCCAUAGAUAUUAGAGAAUUGAAGAGUGAAAUAGAUGAAGAUAACUCAGGUUUUUCCCAGAAGAUAUUGUUGGAAAUGGAUAUUAUGAGAGCAUUACCUGAACAUUCAUGCAAUAAAGAACAGCACAUAAGCCCGAACUCUGGAGAAACAAAUUUAAAUAAUUCUAUUUGUUUUAAACAUCGCUCUCAAAAACAUAAGUCAAAUAAACAGUUGGAAGUUCUGAACGAAAAACGAGUUUUCAAAUGUGAAAUUUGUUUUAAACAGUUUAGUAUGUCACGUUAUUUGAAACAACAUAUAAUAACGCACAGUGAAGAAAAACCUUACAAGUGCGAAAUUUGUUUUAAGCAGUUUCCACGACUAGGUGAUAUGACAAAGCAUAUGAGAUUACACACUGAAGAAAAACGUUACAAGUGUGAAAUUUGUUUCAAGCAAUUUUCCCAGAAAUUUAAUUUGGACAGGCAUUUUAGAACUCAUAGUGGAGAAAAACCUUACCAGUGUGAAAUUUGUCUUACGCAAUUUAGUGAAAGAGGAACUGUGAAAAAGCAUAUGAGAGUGCACACUGUAGAAAAACCUUACCAGUGUGAAAUUUGUUUUAAGCACUUUAGUGAAAUAGGAAGUUUCAAAAAUCAUUUAAGAGUGCACACUGGAGAAAAAGCUUACCAGUGUGAAAUUUGUUUAAAGCAGUUUACUCGAGCUUAUGACUUGAAAAUUCAUUUGAGAAUGCACACUGGAGAAAAACAGCAGUGUGAAAUUUGUUGUAAGCAAUUUAGUAAAGCGGGAAGUUUGAAAAAACCAUUUAAGAGUGCACACUAAAGGAAAACCUUAG
Messenger RNA from Diabrotica balteata, 1024 nucleotides. NCBI's taxonomy places the organism in Eukaryota, Metazoa, Arthropoda, Insecta, Coleoptera, Chrysomelidae. The record is from the annotation of a GenBank genome assembly.